AAAAACGGCGCGGCGGGAGAGGCAAGGGAAACCAUACGUAACGACGUAACGCGCACCGGUACGCAUCGUUCGUGUCGUACGAUUAUCGUCGCGCGCGCCGAAUCCGAGUCGUCAUUCUCAUCGGCGAGCGGCGCCUAGUCGGCCGACAUUAGUUCGCGGCUUCCCGACGUUCCUCUCCAUUUUCCCGCCACCCUGCUUCCUAGUGUAUUGCGGUACUCUCUCUCUCUCUCUCUCUCUCUCUGUCGUUCUCGUCGGUAAGAGACAAGCACGCGUCGCACACAUAGACGUCAUCGUGCGUACACGAACUGCACGCAUCAUACAAGUUCGGGAGCGCGCACGCUGCGUCUCGGUUUCUCUCUCCCGGCGCGGUUGAUCGUAACCUCUCGUUUUCCUCGCCGGCACACCUCUCUGUACUUCUCGUCCACUGGGUAGACGAGAUCGGUCCUCAGUGGUCAAGUCAGUUUGGUUUUGGUCAAGAUGGCCGAGAAGAUCGGUUCGCCGGCCGUCGCGACCCCGGAACAGCAACAGCAGUCGCAGUUCCUGUCGAACUUCAUCGCCGAGAUCGUCAAGAGUCCAUUGAACCUCGCCCUCGUGGGCGUGAUCGCUAUCCUGGUCUACAAGAUCGUCAAGAGCCGUACGCGGACCGAAGAGCCCGUGCAGGAAGUGAAGAAGCUGCCGAAGCUACGCCGCGAUUUCGCGAUCGAGGAGCUGACCAAGUACGACGGCAAGGGCGCGGACGGUCGGAUACUCGUCGCCGUCAAUGGCAGCGUGUACGACGUCACCAGAGGCGCCAGGUUCUACGGCCCUGGUGGACCCUAUGAGACAUUUGGUGGUCGAGAUGCCAGUAGAGCACUUGCAAGGUUUGAAGUGGCCGCAGCGACGGAUAAAUAUGACGAUCUAAGUGACCUGAACACUACAGAAAUGAAUUCUAUCCAUGAGUGGGAAGAACAAUUCAAAGAAAGAUACGAUUAUGUUGGGAAAUUAUUAAAGCCUGGCGAAGCACCGACAAAUUAUUCCGAUGAAGAGGAUGAAGGUAGUCAACGGGAGACUGAAACAAAAUCAGAAAGCUAUGAUGCAGAGAAAAAAGCGGAUCAUAGCGAGACCACCGAAAAAUCAAAGAGCGAUUGACCGCAUGAUCGUAUAUUGGAGGCAGAACUGUUACAGGAGCACACUACGCACACGCUGUUGUUACAGAAAUCUUUGAAAUUGUCGCUCAUGAAUAUAUUUCUGGACGUUCGGCCGAAUAUUUUAUUACUUGGUAACGGUAACCGGAUAAAGAAGCGAAACGCCGGCUUUUAAUAUCGCAUUGGAAAUACACAAAACACAUUUCCGAAAAAGCUGGUAGUUAUACUACGUGAAGACUUUAUUUGGGCGUACAGUUCGCCGAUCAGCGUGCUGACGCUCGUGUCUUUUAAUGUUUUUAUAUAUGUACAAAAGAUUUUCUACCAAAAACGCUAAGCCGAAUCAGUGGCAUGUAACAACAUACAUAUUCCAUUGUAGAUUCUUGUUGAAUUACUUGUAUUCCGCUGUACAACAUGCGAUGACGGUACGCGCCUGUACUCACACGAAUACAGCGAUAUGAUAAAGCUGACGUUGCAUUUGAAGUUUAGUUUUAAGUCUGCUUUAUGGAAUUUAAGUCCUCUCGCGGUCAUGCAGAAUAGCGAAUUUAAAAAGAGCCACCGAAUUGGGGGAGAGAAAGAUCACACAAACAGGUGCAUACACUUUGAAGUAAUAAGCUUGCAAAUGAUCCGAGUGGCGCUCAUUAAUUCUGACCAAGCUCUAAGAAUAUAGUUAUAUAAUGUUACACUUUUAAUAUAUAAUUGUAUCAGAUAUGUGAUUAUUAUCAAAUAAUGGAAAAUGUACACUGAUUCAGAGGUCUCUCAUUUGCGAUCGUCUCAAUGAGGCAAAUUGCAUUUUUUUCUUUUCGUGUAAAAGUUUUAAUCAUUGAAGUAAAAUAUCGGAAAAACUGAGCAUAACGCGUGCGUCUUUAACAAUUUGUUUUACACAAAUGGAAGUAACAAAUGUAUAAAAUUUUUUGUGGUGGAUUUUAGCAUUGUAAAGUUUUGUUACAAGAGUUCAAUAGAACCGGUAUUCAUAGAUAAUUAAUUUUUGUUUUUAGACAGUCUUAAGUAAUGGCUUGAGAUGUAAAUCGAUAUAUAAAUCUGUUUAAUUUAUAAUAGUUUUGGACGAUCUUAAAUGUAAGAAUGGGCUAUGAAUACCGAUCUAGAAUGUUACAUUUAUAAAUAUUCGCGUACUUCCACGUAGUGUUGUCUCCGACACUGCGGCGCAUCGAUUUAUUAAUGCUGUUUAAUGGCUUUAUUCACCAAUAAAAUAUGGUUUUGAUAAACCGUUAUAUCUGAAAAUAAAUUACGAAUA
Molecule: messenger RNA, 2376 nt
Organism: Cyphomyrmex costatus
Lineage: Eukaryota; Metazoa; Arthropoda; Insecta; Hymenoptera; Formicidae
Gene: MSBP
Product: membrane steroid binding protein
Exons: 3
Coding region: 478-1128 (216 amino acids)
Cellular component (GO): endomembrane system; membrane; endoplasmic reticulum
Source: RefSeq, a predicted model, not a curated record